Pseudo-nitzschia multistriata is the source of this 2213-nucleotide messenger RNA. The record is from the annotation of a GenBank genome assembly. NCBI's taxonomy places the organism in Eukaryota, Bacillariophyta, Bacillariophyceae, Bacillariales, Bacillariaceae.
CAACUGGGAAAAAGUUUUGAAGCCAAAGUGAACUUUCUUUUGUCAUCUCAAACUACGAACGAGAUAGACGGCGACUUACAUUGCUUCUGAAGAAUUUCCAACUACUUCGUGACCAUUCCAAAGUUCCUUUAUUCUACAGUCCAGUACAAUUCAAUAGAGGGAUAAAAAAAGAUUGAAUUCAGCCGAUACCAAGAAUCAACUUCUGAAAUACUGUACUAAGGUUCGACAUCACCAUUUAUUUUUCUGCGUGGUUUGCACUGUAUUGACGAGGAUGAUUUUUCUCCGCAAUGUACAGUCGUCCAUCAGUAGUCGAGGAUCGAUGGCAAACGCUCGAAGAUGGAGUUUUCUUUCUGGGAAACAUCAGAGCGAAGCAAUGGGGACCAUAGGGGUGGGCCGAUCAUUCUCACGCUCAACGAAGACAUCAACAUCGAUUAUGAUGAUAAGGACCCCGACAAAAAACAUCGUAAGAAAUCCAAGCCAUUCUCGGAGUAGAAUUUUUUGUAGCGUCCGCGCAAACAGUACCAACCAUCAGCACGUGGCUAAACAGAAUCUCCGCUCCGUGCGUUUCAACUCAUCGUCAAUUCAAGUCAGUACUCCGAAAGUUGACCGAGAUCUCGAAUAUGACGGAGUUCCGAAUGAUGUAGCGAAACUCAUAAACGAUCACGCAAAGCAACCUCCGACUUCAGUGAGCUUGCAAGCUUUAAUGAGGACCGGUCGAGGAGAAUACCUCGAUCGACACUUUGAAAACGUAGCGAUAAAAGAACACACUGCAACGGAAUUGGUCUUGAUGCAGGUUGCCUCUUUUUUGCGACGGGAGCUUCCCAUUCGAUUAGCUCAUCGCAUUCAGGAUUUGGAGAAGGUGAGUAGGAGAAAAUGGAGAAGAUUUGUAGCAAUGAUAAUUCUUCGAGCUUGCUCAGAUCUGCUCACUUUCGUUGGAUGUUGUUGCAUACACGCUGUGCUUUCAAAACGUAGGUCCCGCUGAUGAAAGAUAUGUCAUCCGUAAAAGAAGUAAAACAAUUGUACAUACAAUCAUUUUUAGAAUUGAUCGAUUUCGACAAGAAGAUCGUUAGUGCCGAUCAGGAGGAAGGUUUUUCGAGACUAGUGGAGGGAAUUUACGAGCGACACUCAAGAGUAUUGGUACAGAUGGCAAGAGGAGCCUAUGAAUUCCGCCACCACAUCCAUACAAACUCUACCUCAAAGAGUAAAUCCAGUAGAAGGCCGAAAGAUGUGUUUGCUCAAAUGGAAGAUACGCACGCCUUUUUGGACCGGUUCUAUUUGUGUCGUAUCGGCAUUCGUGUUUUGAUUGGUCAGUAUCUCGCAUUGCGACAGCCUCCGGUUGACCAUUACGUCGGUAUUAUAUGUUCAGUAACAUCACCCUACGAAAUUGUAAAACGUGCUAUUGACGAUGCGGCAUUCAUGUGCACGAGAAAAUAUGGAGAUGCCCCUGAAGUUAUAAUGAGCGGAAGAUUAGAUUUGACCUUUCCUUAUGUUCCGACCCAUUUGCAUUACAUCAUGCUCGAACUGCUGAAAAAUAGCAUGCGGGCAACCGUAGAGUGGCAUGGGUCAGAUGCUGAUUUCCCGCCAAUCAAGGUCAUAAUUGCUGAUGGCAGUGACAACGAGGAUGUAGUCAUCAAAGUUAGCGAUGAAGGUGGAGGAAUUCCAAGAAGUAAUGUUGAGAAGAUUUGGUCAUAUUUGUUUACUACAGCCGAUCCAUCCAUACAAGAAGGCAAGUUCACAUCGGUUCCGUAUGCUAAGGGCUUUGAUUGUUGGGACACAACUAGUGCUCUAAUCGCUAUUUCAUUCUACACUCUGUUCUUGCUCUCUUUUGAUUGGACAGGUAUGGUUGGUGUCGUCGAAAACGAGGCGGUGGAUCACGGUAUCGAUUCACCCUUGGCUGGUUUGGGUUAUGGAUUGCCGAUUUCACGUAGUUACUGUCGAUAUUUUGGUGGAGACCUGAGCAUUAUGAGUAUGGAAGGUUACGGAACAGAUGCUUUCGUGUAUCUUGCGAGAUUGGGAAACACGAAAGAACCUGUUCCAAUUUGAGGCAAUUCAUUUUAUCCGGAUAGCAAUAGAGUGAGAUUGGGCAGUUGAUAAAAUUCUGUAUUUUUGCAACUAGUUCACCUCAACGAACUUUCCAGGUAAAUGCAGGUGUCUCUACUAGUAGUAGUAUUUUCAAAUUUAGACCAGCUCGCAAACAAAACAUAUACAGUACU